Molecule: messenger RNA, 3246 nt
Organism: Trichoderma reesei QM6a
Lineage: Eukaryota; Fungi; Ascomycota; Sordariomycetes; Hypocreales; Hypocreaceae
Product: protein kinase
Exons: 3
Coding region: 1-3246 (1081 amino acids)
Biological process (GO): protein phosphorylation
Molecular function (GO): protein kinase activity; ATP binding
Source: RefSeq, a predicted model, not a curated record
AUGUCCUUUUCCAGCGGCGGCGGUGGUGGCACUUUGGCACUGCCCUCGCCCACCCACGUCCAUCAUAUGGACCCGACAGCUGUGCGCAAUCUUCGGAGGUCUAUGUCACGAUCGCCCUCCAAAUUCCUCACACGAACAAGUUCCCAAGGUUCAGACAAGGCGCGACAGAGCUCACAAUCUCCGUGCCGACGAAUCACUACAACACCACUCCACCAACGCUCGGCCCUGAGGCCUCCGCAGUCGGCUCCGCCAGCUGUCAGCUCGACGAUUCUUUCCCGCGACCCUUCCCUGUCACCUGCGCAAACACCCCUUCGGACAGGUGUCAAACUUUCGCUCCGAUCCGGCGCUGCUAAGAGCGCGAAGUUGACAACCCCUUCACGCAUCACCCGAACGCGAGCGUCCUCAAAGAGCCCCUUGAAGCGCGCCUUGAGCGCCACGCCUGACUCGGGAAACUCCAACUCCUCGCGCUCGCCUACGUUUUCUCCAAGAGGCCCGAGAUUCUUCGACCAGGAAAACAACAGCAUCAACGACACUCCCAGCCGCUCAGUACCGCGAAAGGCUAUCGACAGAUUGACCCGACAUAGUGUGCAAUCUGACCGUGCGGAAGCCUCUCAGCUUUUGUUUCUAAAGACCCUGGAUCCGAUCAGCGACUCUUCCAUGCCGCCUACAGCAGGUGCCCUGAAGCGCAGCGACGCAACGAUGAACUUGGACAAGUCGAACCAGGGCAGCCCAGUCGCCAAGCGACGAAGCUUGCACGGUAUUGUGAGCUCUGUGCAGACGGGGGAUGUGAACGUUUUCGGCUCGGGGGGCUCCCCGCCUAGCGGUUUCGACAUACAUGAAGACGCCUUCCCUGAAUACGAGCUUUCUGGCAUAUCGGGGGCUGCUCUACGGGAUGCCCUAGCGUCUCAUACCUCAGCGUCCAACAUUCCAAAACGGUCCUCGUCUCUCCGGCGAUCAACGCUGCAGCAACGCUACGGCGAAAAGACUUCGUGGGGGAAACGGUCUGGUGAGCGACAGCUUUCGCAGCUGGGCGGUGAUUUCUCGACGCCUGUCAGGCACCGCCCGCGUCUCUCUACCGACUCAUUCGUGCCCCCAUCAGCAGUUCGAGAGAAUCCCUUUGCGCCCAGCGCGGCCAUUUCCACGGCGGAGAACAAGACCCACCAGCCUCACCCGCUGUCCAAGACGCUGACUACCUCAACAUCUGGCAACAGUUUGACUGAGGAGCAGUCGCUCUAUGCGCCUGCAAAGGUCGCGAAACGGCCGCAUGCCUUCUCCAGGUCUCUGCCGCCCGGUGCCAGUCGGCCCACUGCUCGAUCUUUCAUUGAACAGAGGGCUGCCAUCGCAACGCCGAACCAGUCGCACCAGCUCUGGGUCGGCGCCUUCAGCUCCACCGGCCUCGUCUCCAAGGUCAAUCGAAACCCGGAGGAAGAAGCCGAAAAGAAGAUGGCACCGCCUGAUACACCCUGCAAAAAGCACAUUAACCCAUUCGCAACCUUCCCACCGCCAACGGGCAGUUCUGGAAAGAAGAGAGGAAGCACUCGCUACUCCUUUGGCGGCAUCCCUUCCACCCCCUUCCAGAACUCCCUCCUCCCCCGUGCCCCUGACACCGUUGGUAACCCUUCCAAAGGCCUGUCGAUUUUCCAACGCAGCAGCGCUAUGACUUCCCGCCGUGGGAGCAUCCUCAGUGUUGAUGGCGACGACCGGAAAUUGUUUGCCGAUAGCCUCGACUUUGCGGCCUCCGCCGAAGGCGAAGAAGCCCCCCCAACGCCGACCAAGAAUCUGUUGACGCCAAGCUUCAGCGGCCUGAGCAGCCUUAGUGAAAGUUCUCAGGAAAGCCCGAGUGCCAACCGAACAAUUGCCCUGUCCUCGUCAACGGUCAAGGCAACGCCAACACGAGAAAUCAGUUCGAGCCCUGCCGAUGGAAGGCGCACCCCCCAGACCCCCCAGGACAGCCUCCUACCAUUAGAUGCUAGCCGUUUGUCCAUCUCUCGCAGUGGAGGGGGUCGCGGAGAGACAACCAUGCCGCCGCCGGUCACGCCCACCACGUCCCGGGAUUUUCGAUCUUCCAUGAGCAUCUUCGUCACGCCGGUCAAUGGUCGCUCCAACAACGUGGACGUCGACGCCAGUCUCCACUCCAAGUUUGACAAGGUUGAACAGAUUGGCAAGGGCGAGUUUUCCACAGUCUACCGUGUCACCAAGCAGGAUCACCAGAUUGCCCUCUCUGCAUCUUCUUUCACUCCCCUUGGCAGCCCCAGCAAAAGCCCUGCCAAGAGCCAGGUCUUUGCUGUCAAGAAGAGCAAGCAGCCGUACCAUGGACCCAAGGACAGGGACGCCAAGCUGCGCGAAGCGAGAAUUCUACGGGCCCUUUCACAUUCCGAGCACGUCGUUCAAUAUAUCGACGAUUGGGAGCAUAACUUUCACCUCUAUAUCCAGACCGAGUUUUGUGAAGAGGGAACGCUGGAUAAAUUUUUGGCCAACAUCGGACAGAUUGGUCGAUUGGAUGAUUUCCGCAUCUAUAAGAUCUUGCAAGAUCUUUGCUUGGGCCUUAAGGAAAUCCAUGACGCCGGAUUCAUGCAUCUAGACAUGAAACCAGCAAACAUCUUCAUAACCUUUGAAGGAGUCAUCAAAAUUGGCGAUUUUGGAUUGGCGAGGGCCAUUUCUGAAGAUGUGCAGUUGGACAUUGAGGGCGACCGUGAAUACAUGGCGCCGGAAAUGUUGGAAGGCAAAGCCGACCAGUCUGCCGACAUCUUUUCUCUUGGUCUGAUGACUUUGGAAACGGCAGCCAAUGUGGUGCUCCCUGACAAUGGGCCUACAUGGGUUGCUCUCAGGUCUGGUGAUCUCUCCGAAGUGCCGAGCCUUACAUGGACGCCGUCCAGCGAUGUUCAGCGAGAUGCUCUUGGUAACCCGACCGAGUCCGCGAUGAGCGAUGAUCUCCGAGCCGAGACGACACGCAGCCCCGGCAACCUGUUUGGCUCUUUUAAGCGAUCGGAACUUCAGCAGCCUCCUGAGUUCAUGGUUGAUGCAUUCCAUUCCAGCUCGCUCGACUCCAUCGUCCGGUGGAUGACGCAGCAGGAGCCCGAAGACCGACCGCAUAUCGAGGAAAUCCUGGCCCUGGAAGGUAUGCAAUGGGUGGCAGAGCACCGCAAUGCGCCUGCCACUGUCUACGAAGGCAACUGGGGCCCCUCGGAGUUGUUCCCCGUAUCUAUCGCUCAUGACACCAGCGACCUCGAAAUGGCUGAUGCGUAA